Molecule: messenger RNA, 1542 nt
Organism: Cicer arietinum (chickpea)
Lineage: Eukaryota; Viridiplantae; Streptophyta; Magnoliopsida; Fabales; Fabaceae
Product: blue copper protein-like
Cellular component (GO): plasma membrane
Molecular function (GO): electron transfer activity
Source: RefSeq, a predicted model, not a curated record
AAGUAGUACGUCCAUAAUAUUCGGAUACAUGAAAUUUAGGCUCCGUAUAAACGCCAACGACUCUUAAGUCUUAGCCUUUUUUCCUAUAAAUACCAACAAAACACAUUACCCUUUACUUAACUUGUUCCAAUUUAUAGAACAAAACACAAAGCAUAUCCUACAAAACAGGGGCGAUCCAAGUUCAAAAGAACACACAACAAUGGCAAGGAACCUAAAUGUUGUUAUUUUUAUGGUACUUACAGUAGCCAACCUUCUCGAUGGAUCAGUAGCACAAACAAAACACGUGGUUGGUGAUGCAACAGGCUGGACCAUCCCAUCCAACGGUGCUUCAUUCUAUGUCAACUGGGCUUCCAACAAAACCUUCACCGUUGGUGACACUCUCGUGUUCAAUUUUGCAAAUGGACAACACGAUGUGGCGAAGGUAACAAAAUCAGAUUCGGACAGUUGCAAUGGAGCAAAAACAAUUUCAUUGUUAACAAACGGUCCAGCUAGUGUGACACUAAAAGAAACAGGACAACAAUAUUUCAUUUGUACAUUUGGUACUCACUGUUCACUUGGUCAGAAAUUGUCAAUUAACGUUGUUAAAAAAGCUUCUACUACUUCACCACCUGUUUCUGCUCCUCAACCAAGUGCUUCCUCUUCUCCACCAAAGUCAAGUCCUGUUCCAGCACCAUCAAAAGCACCAGCACUAGCACCAACACAAACACCAACAGCGACACCAGCACCAGCACCUUCUCCAGCUGAUGUUAGUGGAGGCGUUAAUUAUACAGUUGGUGAUAUCAAUGGUUGGACAAUUCCUGCUAACGGUGCUUCUGCUUAUACAACUUGGGCUUCUGGCAAGUCUUUCAAAGUUGGAGACGUCCUAGUUUUCAAUUUCGCAUUCACUACACACAACGUAGAAGAGGUGACAAAGGCAAAGUACGAUUCUUGCAACUCAGCUUCACCUAUUGCAACAUUCAGCAAGCCACCAGUAAGGAUCACUCUCAACAAAACUGGUACUCAUUAUUUCAUAUGUGGUUUCUCGGGACACUGCUCCGCUGGUCAAAAGCUUUCAAUCAACGUUGGUGCUAAAACUAUCAGCCCUGCCACAUCACCUUCUCCAACCGCCGCAUCGCCUUCACCCUCCGCCGAUUCUCCAUCGUCGUCUUCUUCAACCGUCAAUCCUUCUUCUCAGUCUCCAAACACUGCCGUCAGUCCACCUCCUCAGAACUCGGCUGCUGUGUCCGUUCGAGUUGCGGGAUUAUUUCUCACCGUUCUCUCAAUUGCUGCUGCAUUUUUCUGUUAGAGAAAUGAGAUCCUGGUUAGGACUAUGGAUUAUUUGUUCUUCAUUUCUAUGCGUCAUUCUUUUUUUUUUUUUUUGUCAUUGUGUGAGGGGACAUUUUAUUUUACAAUAAUGUGUUAUUAGCCUUAUGCUAAUUUCAUUUCAUACCUACCACAGUUUUGGACCUUUGGUUUCAAUUUUUCCCCUUUUUUGAUGAGUAACAUAGAUGGUAUAAGGCUGUGUUAGUUUGCUAUAAAUAAAUAAUUAUUUUUUAAAAUAAA